AUCGAUACGAAUCAAUAGGCGCCCACAAUACACUUCGUUUCCCCUUUCGGUUUGGUGAUUAUUGGACGUUGAUCUACUUUCAGUCCUCCGUAAAAACCUUCACUUUCGCUUUCUGAUAACAGAUGCUUCAUACUUCCGUCUUAAAGAAGAGCUGAAGAAGACGAGUUCCCUCAAUGCCUUCAAAAUUACAUGGCGCAGAAACACGCAGGUUUACCAAACGAGACCGUCUUCGUAGAGUGUCGUGCGUUCGUCUUCUACCAUCAAGCGGGACAUAAUCGUUGGUUGGAAGUCGGAGACCCGAAUGUCUACUCAAGAGUACAACUGCUCGGCAAUCGCCAAGGCGGAAGUACUGGAUUGUAUAGAAUUUUUGGAAGACUGGAGUCAUCAGGAAUGGUAAGUUUUCAUGACAGAUAGACUUCCAUUCGAGGCUAAAAAUAGUCUCAUUCUUGUAAAGUACUCUCUGAAGGUUUUCAGGGCAAUACGAGCAAAACAUUUUAUCGCAGUUCCUUUGGAGUAGGUAGAAUUAAUACGUGGAUGUUUCUCGACGCUGAAAAAACUCGUGUCUUAAAUAUGAUUCGUUCAACACCACGAAGAGCACGGUGGAUGUGAUGUGAGAUUAUGGAGAACCCGCGUUCCGGGUUCUCCGUAUACGUUCCACGGCAGUGGUUGAAUCUGAAAAAGCUUUCGAACCGCCAUUUUGUAGGCAUACCAAGGCAUACCACUUCUAAAUGGCGCUUAGAGCUUAGCUAAGAGCUUUUAACUCCACUUCUUGUGCUGAGUCAGCACUUUCAUGUAAAGAUGGAGGACAAAUAUAAGAAUAAAAAUAAAUAUGAGGAAAAAUAUAUUUAGAUUUUGUAAUUCAGUCCGGCAUGUUUUUCAUUACGUGCACUGGAGGGAUUUUUCUUCUUUAUUAUAAAGAGCCUUGAACUGCGACAGUAGGUAAAGAUGUAGACGCCUUUGUGUUAAUAUGGAUAAAAGUCUUUUUUUUUCAUGAAACUCUUUCCGUUAUGGAAGUGGAGUUUUUGCCUCGUUCCUUAUACGUCAAUUGUGAAUGGAUCGGGUAGAGAUCUCGCAUCCUGGUGAUGAAUCGAGUCGCUCGACACGAACCAAGGUUUGACUGUAUUGAUGGUUGAACAACAACAUAAGCUUCUAAUUUUCAAAAACUGAGGACUUACUUAGUACUGUAGGGUCAAUAGCUGCAUGGUAAUACGACAUAUGACUUCAUGUUAAAACAUUGUGCUGAGUAAGCUCAUGCUAAGGUGCCAAACAACAUUCAACAAUCGUGGAAGACACUUCAACGCCUAGUGUUUGUCCAUUUGAAUUACUUCCACAGGAAAUGUGCUUUGUAAGCACAUUUCAUUGAUGCUAUUGCUCAAAAUAACUUUUGACCAAUCAAUGCAGUUUACAUAAAAUAAAUUGAGUGGGACUUGUCCCUGAAUUGUAUGUGAGCACAUGAUUGUGAUAUGUCAUAAAAUGAACUUUGAACAUUUAAACUCCUUCAAAGUGUGAUGUCUGCUGCACCUUUACGUGAAGUGUAACUUUAAAUGACUGUCUGAAAGCAGCUAACACAGCACCAGUUGUGAAUUUUGGCUCAAGGCACAAAAUUGCCAAUCAAGUAUCAGUUACAUGCUAUUUGAAUCAGUAAAUUCACAUUGACUGCAAGUGAAUUUGUGAUGCCGCAGGAGAAUGCAGUCUUGAAAAAUUUUGAUGGUGAUGGUGAACUUCUCACCUGAUAAUUCGGAAGUAUAGCGUAAACUGAAUGCAAUGUGAUUAAAUAACUACGUGAUGGCAUUUCAACUUCCCCUUGCACAAUUGCCAGGAUAGUUCCAGUUAAGUUAGGCAGUGGGAAUGAGAAGCAUUUAACAGAGCAGUUGUUUUUCGUAUAUUGGCAGUGUAUUCAACUCAAUUUAAAAACUAUACUGUCUUGUUAUGGUCAUAGUCUUUGUGCGAUGAAGUUUCUACAUCUUUAAAGCCAAUGUACCAUAUUGCCAUUCUAAAUUAUUUAAUGAUUCUUUGUGCAUAUUUCCACAUCAAUAAACAAAUAUGCAGUAUGUUUAGACUGACUUUUCAAUUUGUUAGUCAUUAGUAAAGUGACAAUUUAGUCCUAGCAGUUGAAUGAGUUAAAUAUUUGCAUACAAGAGAUUUCAUAUGUGGGAAAAGCCUCUCGUAGGAUAUAUUCAUGAGAAUAUCAACAUGUUUGAUACUAUUUUUGGUCUUGUUAUCUUUGUUUAGAAACCUUAUUGUAAGAAGGAAGCUAACAAUAAAAUUUAUCAAAUGAGGACACUACUAUCGUGCAAAUUCUAAAAGUCAGUUUAAAUUACAAAUUGAGCCAACAUUUAAUGCUAUUUCAUUGUUAAAUCUAUAAGAGCUCUGAAGAUAAAUUGAACUUUUUGACCUUGGAUAUUAACAACUUUUGGAGAUUCCGUGUUUUUUCAUGAUAUAAUUGAUGUACUGUUCAGUUUAUGAUUCAGCCUUGAAUGCAAACAGAAAGCGUACUAGCUAAAUUUGAGAUUUUACUAGUCUUUGACGUAUUCACUAAAGGUACUUAUUUUUUAAUGUUGAUUUGCAAUAAACCAGAUUCGACUUUUCUAUGGCAGUUAAUUUCUAUAUGCCAUUGCGCCUGUUGAUUGUUGCCAAUCAAGUUUCUAGGAAUGAAGCUAAGAUUUUAACUUCUUUGUCCUGGUAUGUGAAUAGAAUAAGAGAGAUGGUAAAUGUUUUUGUUUGGUAAAGAUAUAGUGAGAGGUUUUCAUCUUGUCAUGAGCAUGAAACAAAGAAAAAAUUCUGAGUCCCCAUGAGGAAUUGAACCUCAGACCUUCGGAUUCUGCGUUCCAAUGUUCUAUCACUGAGCCACAGAGACUACAGAGAGCAAGGUCUAUUAUAAAGUUCAAAUGACUCAAGUCCUACAUACUGUUAGAAUCAGCAAUGUCAAUAGCAUCAUAUUUGUAAAUAGAAUAAGAGGGAUGGUAAAUUUUGAGCUUGGUAAAGAUAUAAAGAAAGAUGUUUUUUGUCCUAUCGCAAGUGUGGUACAAAGAGAAAUUCUGUGUCCCCAUGAGGUCUGAAGUUCAAUACCUCAUAGGGACUUCGAAUAUUUUCUUUGUCCCAUGCUCACGACAAGACAAAAAACAUCUUUCUUUAUUCUUUGUCUUAGAUUUGUAUUUAUAGUAUUCAUUCUCCUAUCAAGUUUAAUUUGUGGUGUGAAUUCAUUACAUGUCAGGGCGUGAAAUUAAUUUUUUUUUUCUGAUAGCCACUUGGCUCCUAAAUUGUUCAAAGUGGUAGCCAAUUCAAAAAAAGUUGGUCGCCAUUUUCAAAGACAAACAAAACCUUUUUUUUACGCUGUCAUCGUUCUAGAAACUAAGUCAGGGAAAAGAUCUUUGACAUGCUACAAAGUGGACACUAGGAUGGAUGAUAUGCAAUGUUUAAGCUCACCUAAAUCCUAGAUGGCGUCUAGUUAUUGAUCGAGAUGCAUGUGUUGUGUUUUGGAAACAAACUUAACGAGGAAGUUUACCGAGGAUUUGUCUUUGCAAAUCUUUUUAAUUCACUAUAUCUCCAGGUAAGGUUAUGAUGAAACAUUCUAGUCACUAAUUUGGCAACUAAUUUGCAGGAUUUGGUCGCCAAAGUGAAAAAUUUAGUCGCAUUGGCACCUGUAUUAGGCACAAUUUCAUGCCCUGCAUGUGCCAAAAAUGGUUGGGAAAAAGUAUACUCAAAAAGUUGUGAUAGGAUUUGUAUGCACCCAUUUCAUUUUGUUCUAAGCAUUAAGUUGUUGGAGGUUUUUUAAAGUGAGAAAUAGUUAAUUAAAGAAAUUGUUUAAUUUUAUGUUAAAUGUUUCAUCCCUUUGUUAUCUAAUUGGCAGACUCUUGUAAUAUGUAGGGGGCUUGUUACAUAAAAACCUCUACCAUGGGUUAACAUGUGUAUGAGUUCUCCAUGGCUCACUUGAUGCAUUACCAUGUUCACUCUUGUUGAACUCCACUUAUAAUUGUGUGCCGCAGACAGAAGCAAAGUUAUAAGUUAAUGUCACUUUAAGUAAAUUCUGUAUUCAAUCAGAAAAAUGGGCUAUUUUUCCAAAGAUAAUGAGGAAAAUAUGAAGUUCUUAGUACAAUGCAGUAAUCUACACCAUCCAAUUUUUUUAUGUUCCCAUUGUACUGUUCAUAGACAGGGCCUUGACUGAGUAAACCUAAAAUAAAUGCUGCCACCAAUCAAGGCCUCAUUUAUGAAUAAUGUGAUGGGAACAUAAAAAUUUUGUUGAUGUAGAUUACUGCGUUGUGCUAAGAAUUUAAUUUUUUCCUUACUAUCAUGAGAAGAAUAGUCCAUUUUUCUAAUACGGUAUCCAGCCACUUGGAUUGAGCCGAACUCACACUGUUUCUCAGCAUGCCUGUAUGCCCUGCAGUUCAUAACUAAUGUUUAAUAUCUUUCCUAACAAAGGAAAAGUUAUGCUAAUUGUGGUGUGCAGCCAAGCCUGGAUCAAAUUGUGAAGCAGAAUCUCAGAUAAACAAAUGAAUGCUAGUUUGUCUGGUAACAGAUCAUUGUUGAUACAAGAAGAAAAGAAUUGUUGUAACCUGCUCAAUGCAGUCUGCCUCAAAUCUCCUCAAAUCUAAAGCACAUUUAAACAUUUAAUUAAAAUUUAACUACAAUUUCUUAGUAUAGGUCAACCUUUUAUGACCAAAAAAAAUUAAAAAAUUUCAAUUAACAUUUAACUAUAAUUUAAACACAAACCUACUGGUAUGUCUUUUGAUCAACCAUUUUUUUUUUAGCUUUGACCAAAAAUCAGUCUGCCUCAAAAAAAUUAAACAUAUUAAAACAUUUUAUUAACAUUUAACUAUAAUUUCUUAGUAUAAUGACCUGACCUAACUAAUCAUACACAAUGUAAGAAAUGCAAGAAAUUUUACAAUUGCCUGGAGUCCAUUAAGAAAACCACGUGUACAACACCAGUUCCAAUUGUGUUUGAGUUUUGUCAGUUUUCAGCACAUUCUUUGUCAACAAAAAAGUUAGAAAUAACAGAUUUUAAGUGGCUUAAACACAAACUUACUGGACCAGAUUUCUUUUGUGUCUUUUGAUCUGUAGAGCUGACAUUUUUUCUUACAGCUUUGCUGCUGUUUACGGUUCUGAACUUUUGUUUUCAUCAAACAGUUACAGUAGCUUAGUGACCUAGCAAAUGCUGUUGUCUGGCAUGGUCUUGUUACAUGUGGUUACAUGUUGUUCUGCAGUUUUUUUUUAAUUCACUGUGUUUUCAACACAUUCUCAGAAAUAUGAGCUUAACUUUUUGGAAAAUUUCUGUUGGUCUGAAUUUUACUUCUUUAACUAGAAAUGAUUAAAAAUCUGCUUUUUGACCUAGAAAAUGGGGGGUUGACUUAUACAUGAGUAAAUAUGGUAUCAUAUGACAUCAAAAUGUGCUAAGAACAAAAAAAUUGGCACACAAGGCACAGCCAAGUGUGUCACUGAUGUUUCUACAUUUUGUUGUCUUCUGUGACCUGUUACUGUGCAGAGUCACACAAUGUGGAUUUUGUUUGUUUUAUUAUUUUGCUCUUUUAUGAUAAGAAAGCAAAAUGUUGUUAAUGGUGACGUUAUUAUAUGUCUGUCCUCCAAUAGAUCAUAGGUAAGAACCAGUCAAAUUGCAUGUAUCACAUAAUAUUUCUAAGCACUGACAGGUAACUUUAUCUUCAAUUACAGCCAACACUAAACUUGCCAUUGAGUGAGAGUAUGAUAUACCAGGUUGUGCAACCUAACUGGCAUCACAUUCGUCUUAUUGGGGGAAUCAUUUAUGGCUUGCAUUUUGGCCCUGACUCUAAUGGAAACCAUUUCUCAAUCAUAGUUCAGAAUAUUUUACGGUCCCUGCAAGGUAAGAGAUAUAUCACUUUAUUUAUGUUUCAUUAUAUUUGCAAAGAGGAAUAUUUGUGUAAGUUCUUGACAUAAAUAUUUGGUAUACCAGUAAUUUGUUUGACCCCAUUAGACUUGACACUGUAGCAAAAUUCAGUAAGGGUUUAAGAAUACAAUCAAAUUUUCAUUUCAAAUGUCUUUAAUUUUAUAGUGUCCUUCUUUACACUGACAACUAGAAAUUCUUAGCUUGGGACUGAAAUUGUUCUCUUGAAGAUUAAUCAUGUAUGAUGCAGUAAGAAGAUGGCAAACUUUAUUUGUGAUCUGACAAACCAAUUUGUUUUGAGUAGGUACCCAGAGCCUACCAGUGGAUACACGGGCAAACUGGACUGGGCCUUCAAACCCUCAACCUCCAUUGCAAAAUACACCACCUGCUGCUCCUGCUCCUGCUCCAGCUCCAGCACAAAAAUCCUCAGAUCCUUCGUCCAGAGAAGUGUUAGGUGCUCUUAAGGCUCGAGAAAUGAACGAUGCAAGGAUAGGUAAGUUCUUUAACCCUUAACUCCUGGAAGUGAUUAACAUGUAACUUCUCCCUAGAAUAUCCAUACAUUAUCCUGCCAGCAGGUAAUGAGAAUACUCAAACUGAUAGUGUAAAAGUUGUUAUCUUGAUCUCAUUUCUAAUUCUCAUAACUAAUUUAUAAGGAAAUGUGUAGCAGCCAGAAGGGAGAAUUAACAAUCAGAUCUUGGGAGUUAAAGUGUUAAAAGUUCUGAGAGGGGAAUAUCAUGAUUAGAACCUGUUGAGAUCAGAAGUACUAUUAUCUGCUUGUAUCUUGUUAUUUAGGUUAACACAACAAGAGAAAUCCAAAUAUUUGUAAGAUACUGAAGGAAUAGUAGGAAACAUUUUUAUUUACUGAAUGAUUUACUUCAGACUGUUUUGUGUUUUAAGCCACAACCUGGGUUUUUUUGUGUUUAGUAUGUAGAUUGCUUUUAUUUCCCACUCACUGCUAUAUGGAAAAACAAAGGGAAAACAGAUGGAUGUGUUGUUGAAAUAGUGGUUCCCUUAGAGGGUGGAUGCAUCCCUUAUUUACAUAAAGCUAUGUAGUACUAUGGAAGAAAUUAAUGAGGCUUGAAUAAAGAUUUGUUCAGGAAAGGAAUUUCUGAAAAACAUUAAAAAUAUAUAUGAGUCAUAGUACCAGCAUUAUUUGAGUAAGGGAACUGAGUUAUAAGGCGUAAAGGUUCGUAUUGGGACCACGUUGAGUUGUCAGGAGAUUGAGCAGCUUUGUUGGUUUGAUUUUUUGCAUAAUAGGUGAUUUGUCUCUACUCUUGAAAAAUUAUCAAUAAUUGCAUAUUUACUGUUACGAUAUUCACAUAUAAGUGAUGCUGUAUUGCAAUAUUUCAGUUUUUAAAGGUACUGGAAAUUUUUCACUUUUGAAUUGUGUUAAGAUCCAGAAAAAAACAUGUAUUUGUACCUUCUCAUAGAGGAACGGUUGGGAGGGGGGGGGGGAAGGGGAGUCAAAAUCUUUUCUGACCUUUUAAAGAAUACCAGUUUUGCCUCCUAAUUUGUCAUAACAGCGACCCCUCCUGAUCAGUGACAUUGUGGGCUUCUAUGAAGUGAAAGUACAGGGUCGAAACAAAUUCACAAAUGUGGCAAAGAUAAAAAGGAGAAGAGAGCAAAACCUACAAAUCACUGGCUGUACUUCCAGGGUAUUUUAGUGGUUGAGACGAAUGUGACUGGGUAGUGUGGUCGUCCCCAGUGGGCGAGGGAGUCGUUUAUUAAUCGAAUUUCACGAGUGUAAUUUGUGGAAAUGUAGUGGUCAGUUUUGUUACUACUACUGAAAAUGUUGGCUGUAAGACUCAAGUGGUGUUUGUGAAUUGUAACUGAUCAAUCCUUUUCCCGACUUCCAGAUAUAUAUACAGUGUAGGUACUGUUCAUGUUGUUCAUGUCGCUGAACGUCACAUUAUUAAUGGCAGUGCUUGUCGUAGCCACUCGCACACAAGAUUGCUAUAUGCGAUAGGUUGCAACUGCAAUGUUCAAAUCAUUUACUUUAAGACUGUGGUGAAAAUUAUUUCAGAUGCUCUUUGCUCGAGUCUGAGUGACGCAGUCAGGAUCGGAGCACAAGAUAAAGCGGUCGAGCUCAUUAAAAAGUUGGCAAAUGAAAAACUUCCUCUCAGCAUAAAACUCAAGAAUCCUGUUCUGGUGACCAUGGACUCAGGAGGGGAUACGAUCAAGUAAAUGAAAUGGAAUUCUUUUAACGAUUUACGUUCCCCACCUUGCUCCCCUGGAACUUCGUAGACACAAGAAGGGCACAGUUUUUGUGGUUUACAUAAAUUUGAGCUCCAAACCUGUUUAGAAUGAAAAUAUUUGCGUACAUGCAAGCGGCUUCUGUGUUACGUGUUGUGUUCUUCAAACGCGAAACGACUCCACUUUAAGAAAAAGACCUCUAAUACACAACGACUAAACUGUAACUAACAAGAAAACUCCAACAUACGCAGUUUUAAACGAAAACGAAUGUUAAUAGAUUCCUGGACAAUUCUUAACUCCUGUUAGGUUUAUAUAACUCCUGCGAGGCUUUAAAUUAAUUAACAUAACAGUACGAAGCCACUUGUUAAGUGCUAUGUCUUUGGCUAUUGUUUCGCUAGCGAGAAUGAAAUCGUUUCCUCGAAACUGUCAUCGAGAUCCUCGAAAAUUUCCUCGAGCGUCUCGAUCCUGGAUUCUCGAUACUUGAUACGCGAGCCCCAAUUCUCGAUUUUCGAUAGAUUCGAGUUUCGAGUCGAGAAUGUCAACUUUCUUUUGAGCGGUACUGUAAUUGACUAGUUAAGACCAUACAGGUGAAUAGUGACUCUUGACAUAAACCUCGUGAAGGAUUUUUGUUCGUUUGGAAAGUUCCCGGAAACUGAUCAAUUUUUGGCCUAUCUUUGGAUAAGUAUCAUCGAAUACAUGUAUGUAGAAAAACGUUAAACUCCCGAGCGACUCUAUUCACGCUUUUUCUAUCAUACCAGAGUAAAAGAGCCUUUUUUUCUUAAGGCGAGAGCAAUAACCGAUGACAAACAACAUACACACGUGAUGAUAUGAUGAUAUGUAUCCUUCGAGGUCACCUAUGUUUCCUCUUCGCUCUUAAAUUAAUAAAUACAUCGAUAAAUAAUAAGACUUCUUAAAUAUAUAUAAAUACAUCGAUAAAUAAUAAGACAGGGUUAAAUUUUAAAUAUAUAUAUAUAUGUUCAAAAGCUGUUUGAGGAUAAAUUUAUUUAUAUCAAAAUAUGAAGACAAAAAGAUUUCAGCUGAAUUUUUUUCUUCUUUGAUCUUAAAUCAAAUUUUUACUAAUCCUUCCAAUUAAACCCUUUGAACAAAGCCCAGAAGUGAAGCGAUUCACGAAACAGGCUUGUCGGGAAAAUGUAGUUGCGUCCUUUUUUCCUCUUGAAAUAUAUAUAUAUAUUAGUUAGAAUAAGAUGUGGAGGAAACAAAGUGAAGCUUUCCUAGUCUUCCUAAUAAAUAAAUUCUUUCAAUUUCGCAGUUUACGGGUGGUGGUUGAAGAUAAACAAUCUAGUGGAGGAGCAUUCACCAUGAAGGUCUCGCCAUCGGCGACAAUAGAGAGACUGAAGCAAGAGGUAAUGUUCGACUUAUGAAAAAAUUAUAAUCUAAAGCACUCUACAAGAGGCGAGUGAUUUUGGUAAAAAAACUUGAAUAUUGUGGCUCGUUGAGCUUUUGAGGCCUUUUUAAAGCCCGUUUUACUCAUUGAUAAGUAGCGUGAGGUUUGCAAAAAUGGUGCCUUUAGAAGAUAAAUUUUCAAAGUAACCAUUACUUAGUUCUAAAAGAAACUGUCCAGGUGUUUUCUUCAGGUUUUUGACAGAUUCAGUUUUCCUGUGCAAGUUCAAAAGUGGAUUAUCGGCAAAAAAAUACCCAAGCCCACGGAAACGCUACUUGACUUGAAUGUGAGACAAACAGGGCACACAGUGUUUCUGUACCUUUUGUCCGGCAAAACGGUGGGAUUAAGAAGGUCUGAUACUGAUCAGUUGGGACGAAGUCAUGCAGCAUCAGUCAGUUCAACAGCCAGCGGCAGUGCUGGAACCAGGGUUCCUCUGGAAAGAGCUCCCGACUCACCAGGGCCGUUAAGACGUACGACAAGUACCCCCGAGUUUGUCGGUGUCAGUCAACCGUCUGGCAGAUCGGAGCGGCUUCCAACAGUGCAAGACAGUCCACCGUCAUCAUUUUCGAACCACGAACAAUCAAGUGGUCCCACUACCUUACCGUUCCAAAGAGCAACUAUUGUCGAUAUACGCGACAUGGUCCAGCUGUUGCAUGGUCAAGGGGAUCUCGGCAGUUCCCCCGACCCCCAGGGGUCGUUUGUGAACAAUUUGCUGGCUGCACAGCCAGCAGCGGAGGAAAGACCGCGUGAUGGAUGGGCCUGUGCUACGUGCACUUUUAUAAACCAGCCAACGAGACCCGGAUGUGAGAUGUGCAGUGCUGAUAGACCGCAGGGGUAUGUGGUACCUGAUGGGGCAAGUUUGGACGAGAGAGAGAGGCAAAGAAUAGCUGAGGAAGAGAGGUCGGAAGCUUUGUUCCAACAGGUAUGUUUUGUUUACACUAACGUGUUCAAUCUCUGCAGUCUUUUUUCUCUUUUUGCAAAAACACACACGUGAAAAUCACUGUUGUGCCGUAUUCAGCAUUUGUAUUAAAUACGAAGUUUUGAAAUGAAACACCUGCUUAUUCACCAUUCAUUCCAUUACAAGAAAAUUACAUCAUAGCAGAGCUUGUGCGGAGCUUUCAGACCUGAAUCUAUCAGGUAAAAAAUCUGGUUAUCACAUGAUAUCCCCAAUGCCCUUCGCGCUUUCGUUCUAGCGUGCGCAAAAUUUGAACGUUAUAUUUUGCCGUUUACAGCCGAAUUCUCGCGCAUGUCACAAUUAAUUUAGGAGAGUACUGAUUAUUUUUCUGAAGCAACGUCUGUUGCUGUUGUAAACUGUAAUUAUUAACUUUACUAGCGCCUAAGGCACACAGGUAGAACUUCAGGAUGAGUAGAAAUGGUCUAAGCGAAGGAUUUUUGUAGGAUCAGCCUCUGGUAGUUCUUAGGUUUUCCUUUCCGACGUUCAUUCUAUUAAAGGAGUUUUAGGGGGUUGUCUGUGAAGGAUAAAUCAGUCUCAGCUAAUGAUUUUAAUAUUUUAAAUGGCAAGAACUGGAUUGAUAUUGACAGUAAUGUGAAGCAAGCACCCUCUGCUGACGUUCAAAACAAUUGAAACAGGAAAGAGUCAAAAUGGCACCUUUCACCUGAAAGGGUCUAGCGCUGCUUCUCCCAUUUGUAACUUAAAAAACUGAUUAUUAAGUUAACGGAAGAAGUAAAAAAAAGAAGAAGAAAAUAAGGGAAAAAAAGCCAAAGAAGAAAGCAAGGGUGUUUUUUCACUUGGGCGUUUAACUUCCUUUCCACUACUUUCCAAUUAAAUCUUUUUUAAAAGAAAGCUUGCGAGAUAUUUUUUGGCCUUGUGCAAGAUGUUUCUAAUCUUGUUUUCCGCCUUUUCCUUAGGAUGCGGAAAGGCAGCUCAUCAUGGGCUUACGAGAAGCUCGACAGGAAUCUGAAUGAUGUGUGAUCUUGAAAAGACUCGACACAUUUAACAGCAAUACGUCCCAGUUCUUGCCUAAGUAGUUAAGGAACGACUUAAGCCUUUGAUUUAGCUCUUGUUGAGUGUUUGUAGAAGUAAUGUUUUGUUGUAUUUCACGAUUGUAUGUAGUUAAUUAUGAAACCUUUUUACAUGCUGGCACUCGACUGUCAAAGAACCUGUGAAUAUCCUACAUAUGAUUACUAAGGCUGCAAGAAUUGUUAGUUUAAGCUUAAGUGCGUGCGGUAAUAAAGAGUUGAUUUUUCAAGCUGACAAAUUCUGUGCCACCUUUAAAUAUGAGUAGGUCACAAAAAUGAAAAGUUGGCCGCCAUUGUGAGGUCACGCUGUUAAACUUAAGCUCCAACGAGUUACCAGGACAAGAUAUCCUGUUACAUUACAUUAUCUAGCAAACUAGCGAUUAGAAUAAAGAAAAAUAUCGUUAAGGGGAUUAUCAGUUUAUCUUAUACCCAAUUCUUUUCACUAAAAUUGUAUGGCAUGACAGUAAGGAGAAUCACUUAAGAUAUCGUGGAGAAAUUGAAUUAUUAAAAAUGUAGAAAAUUCCUGGAAGUAUUGGUGGAUGAUUUGCACUCCGCAAUAAUUUGGAGAUGACAAAUUCUGUUCUUUCCACUAUAAAUGGUAGUCACUGUCAGUGAUUGUGCCUGUUCUCACACGCUACGUUCUUUUUCGAGGGUUCCAUGACGUUUCUCCGUGAGAUUUCUUCACACGAUGGUGGUUGUAUUAUAGUUGACUUAUGCCCCAUUCACACCAAAGCUUAAACAUGUUUAAAAGUUGUUUUGUUAAACACAGUUUAAUCUUUUUUUUCUUCAUAGAAACUAUUUAGCCGAAUAUUUUUGACUUGAAUGUAGCACAUUGGAAAUGCAAGUUAGCAAGUACUUGAAUCCAAUGGAAAAUCAAGUUUUUCAGUUCUCUGUUUAUAAUUUUCAUUCAAUGAAAACCAGUUUAACAAAACAUGUUUUGCUGGUGUGAAUGGGGUAUUAGUUAACCACAGAAGACGUCCUUUUAUGACUUAAAAUAAAAUUUAUCAUCUUUAUGGUAAUUGAGCGAAGUGAAGUGCAAUUUGGUCAGAUAUCGUAGGCGUGAUUUCAGACCGAAAUUGCACAACACGUAGUUCAAUUACCCCGGUAAUGCUUCCAUCUUGAAAUCGCAAAAUUUAAUUGCCCAAAUGCAGAAAUAAGUGGGAAAUACAGGAGUAAAGUUGCUAAAUUUGCUGCAAAAUGGCUGCCUUUUCUUUCAUCUUCCUGUAAUUUGAUGGGUUACUAUACUAUAUAAGCAAGCCUUGAAAUCUCGACUGGUUGUUUUGUUUUAGUGUUGCUUUGUCGUUUGCUGAGUAUAAAGAUGCGGUUUAGAGCAAUUAAAUUAUGCGCUUCGUGAAUAAAUGGAAUUGCAGAGAGCAAAUCGCAUUGCCAGUGAUUUCGGAAUGGAUGUAAUAGUAAUUGUAACCAUUAGGAGAUGAAAUGCCUGAAUGCAAUUACUUUACAAAUAUUUCAUUACAGUAGCAUCCAUUUUCAAUGAGAGCAUGAAGGAACUGAGAAAGACUUAGAGUAUGUUUAAGAGACCUGUAGUGGCCGGAUCUGGCCAAUCCAAAUUCCUAGAACGCCUCUCGUAUGAGAAUCAUAAGACCAAAACCAAACUAAAUACCAAUGCCGAUCAGAACAAGUGUAAAGAUCAAUUAAAUCGGUUCAUUAUUCACUGCUUAAGUGCUUGGUAAAUGGAAAGAAGACGCUUGAUUCCAUGAAAAUGAGGUCUGUAAGUACCACACCGAUCAUUUCAACGUUUGUAUUUAUGAAAUGGCAAAGGUGUUUUAUUUUGUCGUGUCACCCCAGCCAAUCGAUUCUGGAAACAGUAAUUGAUCCAUCUCAUCAAUGCUUGCGGCAAUAAUAAUGAAGAUAUUGCAAGACAUGAGCUCUUUAAGAUUGCUACACGAUGCAGCAAAUUUGCCAGACUACACUAGGACGUGCGUGAUGAUAAGAUAGUCUGAUGAUAAUUCAAGCCUAUUUGAGGAGUUAUGUCAUUUUUUUUUUCUUCUUCUCAGGCUGAACGAACGCGGCAAGAAGAAGAAGAGAUGGCAAGAGAGAGAAACUUUACUACCCUCCUACAGACCGCACAGCAAAGUCUAAUACCCAACCCGGAGGAGUUUGACUGCGGCAUAUGCUAUGUGCCCGUGGACCCCGGAGAGGGAGUUGUACUUAGAGAAUGUUUACACAGGUUUUGCAGGUAAAGGUAAAAAGGCGCUAGCCAAAAGGAGCACACUUGUUGUUAACAGUUACAAUUAAACGACUGUCUUACUGUCUUCUCACACUGGCCAAUGAUAACCAUGACACGUAAUCCAGCGGUCUAACAUCGAGCAUGCGCAAGGAAUCAAUUUAAGCUGGCAGCGUGCACAUUUUCCGCGCAAAAUUCCAUAGAAAAACAUGAAACAACAUCCUGUCGCGCAGGAUGCGGAAAACGUUGGAAAGUUCAAAGAAAUGUUUUAAAAGGAAACCGUAGAAAGAAAGAAAACCCGAGACUUUUCAAACGCUAACCUUAAUUACUACGGGUAUCCUGUUUAUUUACCAUUUUAUUUUGUUUUGUCAAAAAAUCAAACGCCUUUAACACAUCGUGACCUACGACUACUUUAUAAUUCCUGUUACACAACUUAAUUCUGAAAGCCUGAAGCAACGUUCACGCAUACGCAGACGUUUGAUCACAGUUUGUGAAGCAUACACUGUCCUCUUACUGAUAACCAAUCCCUUUUAAGCUUUUUGUUAUUUUCGUGACUAAACAGGCGAAAUCCGCUUUUGUCUUAGUUGGAUCAUGGUACCAUGCCUUACCAAACAAUUUCGCUGCUCAAAAGUUGAGUUAGACGAACAGCUAACCAAUAUAAAAUUUGUUUCUUUUUAAUUAGUGCCAAUUACAACGAUUAGCUCUUUCUUAGAUCCUAUUCACUAAUUCUGAUCAUCGUUUUUUGCUGGCUUAUUUCGAAGGGAUUGCCUUAGUGAACACAUUCGUCACGCAACAGAUCCAGAAGUUCAGUGUCCUCAUCAGGAUGAAAAUUAUGCGUGUCACGCAACCAUCACGGGUCAAGAAAUUAAAGCAGUGAGUAAAAUUUAAAACAUGUUCUUGCAUAAAAUCAGUCCCAAGACACCAUGCAACAUAAUUACCAAAAGAAAAGAGACACAUCCUCGUCAGUUUUAAAAUAUGAGAGCAGUUGCCUUAUUGUUAAGCGACUAGGUGAAAGUUUGUUCAGACAACAGUUGGUGUUUUCUCUUUUUCGAGCGACACUAAACACUCCAAGACUUCUUGCGGCUUUGCGCGAAAUUUUGCACAAGAUCUCAAUCUUGGAGUAUGGGAUAAUUGAUAAUAGUUCUACGUACUUCCAAGUAAAUUGUUUUUCUUUUGUUUUUAUUUGUUUAUGUAGCUUCUCUCGCCGGAAGAUUUCAACAAGUUCUUGAACCGCAGCCUCGCCACUGCGGAAAGUCAAGCCCCCAACAGCUUUCAUUGUAAAACUCCAAAUUGUCAGGGGUGGUGUGUGUACGAGGACAAUGUCAAUACUUUCCACUGUCCAGUGUGUAAUCAGCCGAACUGUUUGACGUGCAAAGUGAUUCACGCCAACAUGAACUGCAAAGAAUAUCAAGAUGACCUCAAGAGAAGGGCACAUAAUGAUGAAGCGGCCAGGAAAACGCAACAGUUUCUCGAGGUAAAAUAGUAAGAAUGACUGGCUGCUUGUAUACUUCCUCUUUGCUGCACUCUAAUUUCGAUACCAGGCCCUUUUUUUGACACUUUCUCUCCAGUCCGGUGUUCGUUCCUGGAUCGUGGGCUCUUCCAGGACAGCGGCUAGUCAUCGAACUUAUCGUCAAAAUCGAAAUAGUGGCGAAUAAAGAUUGGACGAUUCAGAACUUCGGCGUUUGGCGUACGGCGCUCAUCAAAAUAGUAGAGAACAUGAAGUGGGAUAAAGAGAAUCCCACAUGCUCGGGAAAAUAACUGUUCGAGAAUUUUUUAAGUUCUUAGAAUUUGAAUUUGUAGACAUCCCGAGUCGUAGGGACAAAGCGUGAAUAUUGGAAGCGUUUCAUUUUCCCCGCCACUCACCAGACUAUUGCGAUGGUCGACGAUCGUAUUCAAAGUACAAAAAAAAGCUUGAUUAAGACUUUGGGGACGCCAUCAACUUUUCAUCACUAGAUUCAAAUCGUUAAUUCGUUAAUUCUGUCCCCCAAAAACCUAAUAUCGCAACAAUCCAGGACAUUAUGUCUGCAUAUUUCCCAAUUUAUGGGCAAACAUUGGGACAGAAUGGAAACCGUGGAAUCCCCAACCGUUGGGGAUUUUUCCGACCAGUGGAAAUUGAUGCCCUCGAGCAUUAUUGAUGCUAUCAGUAUUAUCAUUGUGGUGACAAUUUGCUGAAUACUUUUUUUUUCAGGGUAUGGUCGCUGGUGGAGAGGCGAUGCAUUGUCCAACAUGUGAGAUUAUUUUAGUUAAGAAAGACGGUUGUGAUUGGAUGAGGUGCAGUAUGUGUAGAACGGAGAUAUGUUGGGCCACCAGAGGACCGAGAUGGGGACCUGGGGUGAGUUUCAGACCGGACUUGUAUUUCCCGCUUUCGUUGUCUCUUUACGUCCGAUUCGUUAUAAUGAGAAAGGUCGAUAGUGUUAAGUGCCAUACAGCUGUAUUCCGCGCGUGAUCCACGCCUCUUUUCACGGGCGGUUGGGUGGACAAAACCACGAGCCAAAAUCAUCGAUGCUAUCAUGGCAUUUUUUCGGUGCUUUGGGUGAUCAAAUUGUCCUUACAAAGAAGAAGAAGAAGAAGAAGAUGGACGAGGCUAUCGUACGUUAAAGGCAGUUGCUCUUUUUUUAUGAAAAGAGGAAAGUAACUUACAGUGCUCAGCACUUUGGGUGUUGCUGGCGCCGAUAGGAUAGGGCUUUUGUCAUGUUCAUGCCUCUGUUCAUGAAUCCGAGUAAGCAUGUGAUUCUAAACAAGAUAAUAAGAAAGGAUCAGUUUUCAGUUUCAUGUUUGUACAAGAAGGUCAGCUAUACAAUCGAACGGAAGACGAUGCGCAUAAAUCUCCAGUUAUGCUCACGUUUAGACUGAGACCGAUUCUUUUUCUUGUUUUUAGGGCACUGGAGACAUCUCAGGAGGUUGUAGGUGUCGUGUUGGUGGCAAGAAGUGCCAUUCUAAAUGCCGAAACUGUCACUAACAGAUGCUCUUCGAAACAGAUAUAUGCACUUAAGACAGUCGAAAUCCCCUGAGAGAACUGAGAAGAGGUAGUUUUGGCAGAGCCUUGCAUACCAACAAGAGAUUAUAAACCAUUAUCUCUUGAUACCAAAGAGGUCAGUUCUGUGGUCGUAGAGCGUUGAUCAGUUACUCUGUGCGUGGUAUUUAUGCCAUUUCCAACGGAUGUUCUUCGUUUUUGCCUGUUUGUUUUUGUUUUGCUAUAUUUUUGAUUUAACGAUCACGCGCAACAUUAAUUUGACCACCUUGCCUUUUGAUUUAUAGCUAAAGGGAAACCUAAAGAUAUAUUUCGGUGUUGUUAGAGGUUCUCUCGAGGCUUCCGUGUAUUUUAGACUUUCAAUGGCUAACGUCAAGGUGUUAGUUUAGAAAGACCCAUAAAAAAGGAAGAGGUAAAGCAAAUGCUGCGACGGUGAUGAAGGAUCGACAAGACUGUUUUUCGAGACUUCUGCAUAUUCUAGACUGUCGAUGGGCCUUGUCAAGGUGUUAGUGUAGAAGGAUCUAUUGAAAAAAGGAGGGGAUAAAGCAAAGACUUGCGAGGGUGAUGAAGGAUGAUCGAGAUUGAAAUAAAUUUCACAUAAAGUUUUUCCAAGGUGUAAAAACCGCAGCGAAGUUCCCUAAAGUUCUAGAUAAUAUUUUACUUUAAUACAUACGACACCUAUUACACCCUGAAGAAAAUGAAUUCGAAAAAUAUUUCUCAUUACCUCAGACUUAAAACUUCGGCGAAAUUUCGUUUAAAUUUCCAUUUUAGCUGUUAUAUGUUUUUUUUGGACAUAUCUCUACGACACAAGCAUAAAUGGAAAUAACAUACGUAGAAGUGCAUUUUGUUGAGAUUUUGUGGAACAAAAAGCAUUAGAUGAUCAACGUAACAACUUUGACAUAUUUUGCGUGCAGUUAUGCUUUUGUGGCAUGAGUAAACCAGUCUUCACCGUUAGCUAGUAAUAUCAAUUUGUAGUUGUAGACGCUAAAAUAGUUAACAGCGUUUAGAGUACACAGUAGAAGCCUUGAAUUAACCAAAACAAAGAAAAUAACUAUGAAAUGAAGAAACUUUGCUAAAUAUUUAACAUUUUGAUGAGUGUUUAGCCGAGCCUCUUACUGUAAACCAAGUGAGACAAAAGCCUGCAUUAUUAUUAUAACAGUGGUCUUAAAUGAUAAAAGAACGUUGACAACUAUAAAUUAUAGAGUCAGGCGUUCCAUGAGAGAUUAAAGCGUUUUUAGGGGGUUCCACUUCUGAAUCAAUAAAUGGACGCUAUGAUGGAUUAUGAUCUUUCAAACGUAAGACAAACGGUCAAAUGUUCCAGUAUUAUCAUAUCCACGAUGAACAAACACAUUUUUCGCAGCAAUAGUAGUUUCGACGCUAUUUGCUUUUAAAUAUAUGUACACCUUUUAUUAUAUACAUUUAAAACCAAAAAUUAGGUUUUGGGUUUAGGUUAAUUAUUCACUUAAUUUCUAAUUAUGACGCUCUCAACAACUGUGUUUUUUCUUUUCUUCCAUUGCUCAGUACACUGAAUAGCUUUUUACAAUUUCCUAGAACUAAAAGUUUGGAUCGUUAGAAAAUUACAGCCAUUUUUAAAUCAAAGGGUGUAAAAAAUAAACUGUCC
Molecule: messenger RNA, 18206 nt
Organism: Pocillopora meandrina
Lineage: Eukaryota; Metazoa; Cnidaria; Anthozoa; Scleractinia; Pocilloporidae
Source: the annotation of a GenBank genome assembly